Molecule: messenger RNA, 457 nt
Organism: Spathaspora passalidarum NRRL Y-27907
Lineage: Eukaryota; Fungi; Ascomycota; Pichiomycetes; Serinales; Debaryomycetaceae
Product: mRNA splicing protein
Exons: 2
Coding region: 39-392 (117 amino acids)
Biological process (GO): spliceosomal snRNP assembly; mRNA splicing, via spliceosome
Cellular component (GO): catalytic step 2 spliceosome; U1 snRNP
Molecular function (GO): RNA binding
Source: RefSeq, a predicted model, not a curated record
GAGAGAGAGAGAGAGAGAGAUAGCACAGCUUACACAUCAUGUCAACAUUUCAACCAAUAAAUCCCAAACCAUUUCUCAAAUCGUUGAUUGGAAAACAGGUCAUAGUCCGCCUCAAAUGGAAUAAAACAGAAUAUAGAGGAACAUUAAUAUCCAUAGACAAUUACAUGAACUUACAAUUGGACCAAACUUAUGAAAUCAUAUACGAGGUAGAAGAUGGAAACGAAACCAAGAAAGAAGAAUCAAUUGGUGAGAUAUUCAUCAGAUGCAACAACGUCCUCUUUGUAAGAGAGGCCAAGAGUGAACCACAAGAAACUGAAAUUGAAACUGAAACUUCAGUAGCGACUGAACUGAAUGGAAACGAAAACGGAAACAAAGAAAUGGAAACCGAUUAGUCCUUGUAUAGUCUUUGCAUAGUCUGUAUUAGUAUACUACUAGUUCAAUGUAUUAUAAUUUCUCA